Fonsecaea multimorphosa CBS 102226 is the source of this 1389-nucleotide messenger RNA. RefSeq lists its product as uncharacterized. NCBI's taxonomy places the organism in Eukaryota, Fungi, Ascomycota, Eurotiomycetes, Chaetothyriales, Herpotrichiellaceae. The transcript has a single exon. The coding region runs from base 1 to 1389 and encodes 462 amino acids. Gene Ontology annotation, molecular function: histone acetyltransferase activity. The record is from RefSeq and is a predicted model, not a curated record. Gene Ontology annotation, biological process: regulation of DNA-templated transcription.
AUGCCGUCUGCAAUAGUAAAGACAAACAACACCUCAACCUCAGUCCUCCAAGAUGGCUCCCCUCACCGUUCCCGUCGCCUCUCAUUACAGGUUCUGAGUCGAAACAUCCAUCAGGUCGUCCUGGGAAACCUGCUCUUUGAUGCAUGGUAUUAUUCGCCUUACCCUGACACCAUCAUUCUUCCACAACCAGGCGGCGGCUCAACCACAGCAGAUGUGAGAAAUGGCCACGCUCACGGCCAUCUGGGCGGACUUCACAGUUCGAUAAGGGGCCAGGAGCCGAUCUGUCGUCUCCUCUAUGUUUGCCCGUGCUGUUUUCGCUACACCCCCGUAAAAGAACAAUUUACCCAACACCUUGCUCAUCACCGCCAUCUCCGCUCACAAAACCUUGAACCAGACCAACCUGUACCGCAAUCCGCAUUCAAGGUCUACGAGUGGGAAGGGUAUGCCGUCUGGGAAAUCGACGGUGAGAGGGAGAAACUCUACUGUCAGAACUUGAGUUUGUUCGGGAAGUUGUUCUUGGAACAGAAAAGUGUCUUUUUUGAUACGGCAGGAUUCAAGUACUAUGCUUUGACAUAUACGAAGCCUGAAAAUCCCACAUCACCAGCAUCUGCGACGACAAAGACCCGAGGACGAAAACAACGGAGCAUGUCGGCAAAUGCGCUAGAGGAAGACGACGCGCUCUACCGCACGCGCGUUUUGGGGUUCUUCUCCAAGGAGAAUCUCUCGUGGGACUCGAAUAAUCUCGCGUGCAUAUUGAUCUUCCCUCCCUUUCAACAUCGGCAACUAGGGCAGUUGUUGAUGGCGGUCUCGUACAAGCUUAGCGGGUGGGAAUGGGAAGGCGGGGUAAUUGGCGGCCCUGAGAAGCCCUUGAGCGCAAUGGGCCGGAAGUCAUACAUUAGGUUUUGGUCCGAACGCAUUGCGCGGUUUCUGAUGGGCCAAACCGCAGAUGCUGAUGCAAGAAGAGUUUUUGACAAAGCCAAGGUGAGUGGCAGGAAUAGAAAGACAGUUCAGCCAAGAAAAGAGGAGAUGACAGUCAAGGAGAUCGGAGAGAGGACCGGAAUGCUGGGAGAGGAUGUAGUCGCCGCGCUGACAGAGAUGGGUCUGUGUAAAAUGGUAGCGCCUAAAAGGAAAAAGGCAAAGUCUUCCACGCCUGAGGUGAACGGGACAGCAUCCGCGAGUCUCGCUCAUGGGGCGGAAAUUGACCCAGAGGAAUUGGCAACUGUGGUCAUCCAUCGCUCAAAGAUUGUGGAGUGGGCGGAGAAGAACGGUGUUGACUUGAGAAGUCCUGUCAAGGAAGAAGGAUUCCUGGGCGAGUGGGCAUUGAGCGAUCUCGCUGAAUCCGAUCGCAGCAGUCAAAAUGUAUCCGGCGAGGAAGAUAGGGAUGAAUAA